AUGUCCAAUGUGUUCAUAGAUGACUGGUGCCAACACCACGUGUCAGUAGUGCGACGCCGUGCCCUGCAGGUCACUGCCGGCGACGCCGUGCCCUGCAGGUCACUGCCGGCGACGCCGUGCCCUGCAGGUCACUGCCGGCGACGCCGUGCCCUGCAGGUCACUGCCGGCGACGCCGUGCCCUGCAGGUCACUGCCGGCGACGCCGUGCCCUGCAGGUCACUGCCAGCGACGCCGUGCCCUGCAGGCCACUGCCAGCGACGCCGUGCCCUGCAGGUCACUGCCGGCGACGCCGUGCCCUGCAGGUCACUGCCGGCGACGCCGUGCCCUGCAGAUCACUGCCGGCGACGCCGUGCCCUGCAGGUCACUGCCAGCGACGCCGUGCCCUGCAGAUCACUGCCGGCGACGCCGUGCCCUGCAGGCCACUGCCGGCGACGCCGUGCCCUGCAGAUCACUGCCGGCGACGCCGUGCCCUGCAGGCCACUGCCGGCGACGCCGUGCCCUGCAGGUCACUGCCGGCGACGCCGUGCCCUGCAGAUCACUGCCGGCGACGCCGUGCCCUGCAGGUCACUGCCAGCGACGCCGUGCCCUUCAGGCCACUGCCAGCGACGCCGUACCCUGCAGGCCACUGCCGGCGACGCCGUGCCCUGCAGGCCACUGCCAGCGACGCCGUGCCCAGCAGGCCACUGCCAGCGACGCCGUGCCCUGCAGGCCACUGCCGGCGACGCCGUGCCCUGCAGGUCACUGCCGGCGACGCCGUGCCCUGCAGGUCACUGCCGGCGACGCCGUGCCCUGCAGGUCACUGCCGGCGACGCCGUGCCCUGCAGAUCACUGCCGGCGACGCCGUGCCCUGCAGGUCACUGCCAGCGACGCCGUGCCCUGCAGGCCACUGCCAGCGACGCCGUGCCCUGCAGGCCACUGCCGGCGACGCCGUGCCCUGCAGAUCACUGCCGGCGACGCCGUGCCCUGCAGAUCACUGCCGGCGACGCCGUGCCCUGCAGAUCACUGCCGGCGACGCCGUGCCCUGCAGGUCACUGCCAGCGACGCCGUGCCCUGCAGGCCACUGCCAGCGACGCCGUGCCCUGCAGGCCACUGCCGGCGACGCCGUGCCCUGCAGGCCACUGCCAGCGACGCCGUGCCCUGCAGGCCACUGCCAGCGACGCCGUGCCCUGCAGGCCACUGCCGGCGACGCCGUGCCCUGCAGAUCACUGCCGGCGACGCCGUGCCCUGCAGAUCACUGCCGGCGACGCCGUGCCCUGCAGAUCACUGCCGGCGACGCCGUGCCCUGCAGAUCACUGCCGGCACGUGA
Procambarus clarkii (red swamp crayfish) is the source of this 1305-nucleotide messenger RNA. Lineage: Eukaryota; Metazoa; Arthropoda; Malacostraca; Decapoda; Cambaridae. The record is from RefSeq and is a predicted model, not a curated record.